This is a messenger RNA of Vicia villosa (hairy vetch), 420 nucleotides long. RefSeq lists its product as uncharacterized. The coding region runs from base 1 to 420 and encodes 139 amino acids. The record is from RefSeq and is a predicted model, not a curated record. NCBI's taxonomy places the organism in Eukaryota, Viridiplantae, Streptophyta, Magnoliopsida, Fabales, Fabaceae. The transcript has a single exon.
AUGUCUUCCUCAUCUAACGAUGAAAUCAACAUGGUGACUCCUCCCAAUUUGGAAACCCAAACACCACCUCCCUCAUCCUCUGCCAAACCAAAGUUUCAUCCCUCUCUCGAUGUGUCCAACGUUAGAAAUAAUAUUCAUAUUGUUCUUGACACGGAAAUUGAUUGUUAUGGCAUCUUGGCUGAGCUGUUUCAGAUUCAUGUCCACUCUCAUCAGGUCCUGCAUCAUAUUGUGUCUUCAGAUAACAAGACUCCACCACCUGUCACUGACCCCACUUAUGACCAUUGGGCCACCUUAGAUGUAAUUGUUCUUAAGUGGAUCUAUUACACUAUUUUGGUUGACUUACAAACCACCAUCAUAAAACCUGACUCAAUGGCUUUGGCUACUUGGACGCAUUUGGCUAACAUCUUCCAGGAUAACUAG